CGCUCACCGAACGCAACAUGUCCUCCCCUCUGGAGAAACCGCAGAUUAUCGCUCAUGUGCAAAAGCCCGUCACCUACACGCUGUUUGACUGCAAGUGGAUCCCCUGCAGCGCAAAGUUCGUGUGUGUGGGGAACCUGGCCCGGGGCAGCGGGGUCCUGCAGGUGUAUGAGAUCCAGCAGGGAGAAGCCAAACUGCUGCAAGAGGUUGAGAAGCCCAAACCUAUAAAAUGUGGGACAUUUGGAGCAAGCUCAUUGCAGCAGAGAUACCUGGCUACGGGAGAUUUCGGUGGAAACCUUAACAUAUGGAAUUUGGAAGCACCUGAUACUCCUGUUUACUCCGCCAAAGGCCACAAUGAAAUAAUAAACUGCAUAGAUGGGGUGGGCGGAGUGGGCAUUGGGGAAGGAGCUCCGGAAAUAGUAACCGGAAGCCGAGAUGGAACUGUUAAGGUUUGGGACCCCAGGCAGAAGGAUACUCCAGUGGCCAAUAUGGAGCCUGCAGCUGGGGAAACCAAGCGAGACUGCUGGACAGUGGCAUUUGGCCAUGCCUAUAAUGAGCAGGAGCGGCUUGUGUGCGCCGGAUAUGACAACGGAGACAUUAAACUCUUUGACCUUCGUAACAUGUCUGUCAGAUGGGAGACCAACAUUAAAAAUGGGGUCUGUAGCCUGGAGUUUGACAGAAAGGAUAUUGUUAUGAACAAAUUAGUUGCUACAUCGCUGGAAGGAAAAUUCCAUGUGUUUGACAUGAGAACCCAGCACCCCAGCAAAGGCUUUGCAUCUAUGUCAGAAAAGGCUCACAAAUCUACUAUAUGGCAAGUUCGGCACUUGCCUCAGAACAGAGAUGUGUUUAUGACCAGCGGAGGCGCCGGGAACCUUCACCUUUGGAAAUACGAAUACCCAGCUCAGCGCUCCCGAAAGGACUCUGAUGACGUGGAUAUGGGCGUUGCUGGAUCAGUGAGCCUUUUGCAGAAUGUGACUCUGUCCACCCAGCCAAUCUCUAGCAUGGACUGGAGCCCAGAUAAGAAAGGGCUGUGUGUUUGCACAUCAUUCGACCAGACAGUGCGAGUGCUAAUAGUCACCAAGCUGAAUAAACUGUGAGGCCGGUGCCGUGGAGCACAGAAAAUACGUUUACAUGGGACCAGGCCGUAUGUGGAUUCUGCCCAUCUGUUCCAUUCUUGGAGGGAGAGAUGCAAGAGUGAAAGUGAUAAUCAACAAGGAAAAGAAAUCUCUAUUUAAAUAUAUUCUCAUUCAUGAUUUACUAUUUAUAAAAAGAUACACUGGGACAGCAUUUCAGAAAUCUCUUGAAUACAGAUUAUUGGGUCUCCCAUUGUUCUGUUUAAUUCUGCUAAGACUAAUGCCAGACAUGCCAGUCUUGCAUACAUAGAGGAUCACUGAUCUUGCCAUGCUGCACGAUGGGUAAUCACUUCUUCAUUUGAUAACUGUGGGUCUAGCACAUUGGCCAAAAGUGUCAUUGGCCUGCCUAGAAUCACAUGGCCCUUUACUCUUACAUAGCAAACCAAUCAUUUGGUGCCAUGAUAUCCAGAAAGGCUUUUCCUUGUGCAGCGACUAUCAGUCUUGUGAGCCGUGGGUUUCUGUAGUUGUUUCCAGCGGGUGAAUAUUGCUUCUUAUGUGCAUUCUCUGCUCAAAAGUGCCUUCAGCUUCUCCUCCAUGGUGAUCAGUAAUGAAACAAACAAUGUGUAUUGGGUAAAUGUUGCAGAUAAACAUGUAGUAGAGCUCACAGCCACAUUGGCUUCCUGCUGAAACACUAAAUAAAAGUGUUACUUUUUUAUUCCA
This is a messenger RNA of Xenopus tropicalis (tropical clawed frog), 1790 nucleotides long. RefSeq names its product dynein axonemal assembly factor 10 (gene dnaaf10). NCBI's taxonomy places the organism in Eukaryota, Metazoa, Chordata, Amphibia, Anura, Pipidae. The record is from RefSeq and is marked provisional. Gene Ontology annotation, cellular component: dynein axonemal particle.